AGAGAUGUAUCACAGAUUGAAGGCGAGCAUCACCAAAUCCCUCAGAUUUUGUGAGAACAAGCUCUUCAAAUCCUCUGACAACGUCAUUCCACAGGGAAUGGAUGGGUCUCUUUCUAGAUCACUUUGUGUGAAAAGAUUCUAAUGGAUGACGACUCCGAAAGAAAAGGAUGUAUUGAAGCGGAAUUCAUCUAGCCGACAUGUGGCACUUCAGAUUACAUUUAUUUUCGUUGGAGCUUGACCUGUUCGGUACCUGUUUGCUUUGAUCAUGGGUGGAUGGUGAAUGAGUUGUCUGGUCGGUUCUGACACUUUUGGAGAAUGAAGACCAAUCGCAAGUGCAGGGCACUGCUGUCCGUUACUAUGAAUCUUUUAGCGCUCUUUUUCUCAAUAACUGCUUUCAUCACAACAUAUUGGUGCGUGGGCACGCAGCGCGUUCCCAAGCCCAAGUGCACAAAACUUCGCACGCACAACUGCAUCGAUUACGGAAUAAACGAGACUGACCCAAAAGUGGUGGUGUACAGUUGGGAAACGGGGGACGACCGGUUUCUCUUCAGACAAUUCCACACAGGAAUCUGGUUUUCCUGUGAGGAGAACAUCCACGAUGAAGGUGAGAAAUGCAGGAGUUUCAUCGACCUGGCACCUGCUUCAGAGAGAGGAGUCCUGUGGCUGUCAGUGGUCUCUGAGAUGCUGUACAUUUUCCUAUUGAUUGUGGGUUUCAGCCUCAUGUGUCUGGAACUCGCCCACUCCAGCACCAGCAAUGUGAUCGAUGGACUAAAACUUAACGCCUUCGCUGCUAUUUUCACUGUCCUGUCAGGUCUUCUAGGAAUGGUGGCCCACAUGAUGUACACACAGGUGUUCCAGGUCACCGUGAGUCUCGGCCCUGCAGAUUGGAGGCCCUAUAACUGGGACUACGGUUGGUCCUUCUGCAUGGCCUGGGCGUCCUUCACCUGCUGCAUGGGCGCGUCUGUCACCACCCUGAACUCCUACACGAAAACUGUAAUUGAGUUCCGGCACAAACGCAAAACCUUUGAGCAGAACCUCCGCGAGGAGCAGGCACGGGAAGCUUUCGGAUACUACAGGGAUCACUCCCUUUGCUCCCUACACUCCAUCACUAACACCGUGGAGGUUUACACGCAGACCCCGUACAGCAGCGGUACUAGGACUCCGUUACCGGCAGCGUCACUGGACAUGAGGGAGAUACCAGACACACUAGGAGAAGAGCAGUGCUGAGUCGCGGGAUCCAGAUGUGGUUCACAUUCGCGGCUAUGAGGCCAUUUCCGAGAGUGUCUGGUGGCGCUGACGUUAUUUCGACAUGAUUUCGACUUGUUUUGUCUGCUCGCUGCUGUCCAAUUGUGGUCUGUGGUGCUACGUCUUUGGGCAUUUCACGUCGUCUCUGUUCCAUCUUAUUCAAAUAGACACCGCCUUAAUUGAUACACUUCCUUUGCAGUGUUUGCAUCGGAAGUCACGGAAAAGCGACCCUGUAAACAUUUGUCAUACUUCUAGAUAAUACAUCCUUACAUAUAAAUAAAACAUCACAUGAAUAUUUAUUAUUAAUGUGAGAUGUGAUAUAUGUGAGUUGGGGAGUAACUGAUUACAAGUAAUCCGUUACAUGUAUCGGUUUAUUAAAAACUGUACCUCUAAUCCGUUACAUUACCAACUAAAAUAUUGUAAUCGGAUACUUUUGAAAAAAAUAUAUUUUACUUUUGGAUUCAUUCAAUUGAAAAAGAAUAGUUGCGCGAAAAUAGUUAAUGACAUGUUGCAUGUUUGAUUUUUAUAUAAUGUUUUAAAAACAUUGCGUGCCUCAGUUGUUGGCUGUGAUCAUCAUGCUCAACGUUUGUCGUGCAUAACCGGAUUAGCGAUGAAGCGCUGGUUUAAUUGGUAAAAACAGAGUGUAUCUAUGAUAAUAUAAGCCUACCCAUAUAAAAUGUGAUUUAAUUAUCCACUAGACACAUCUUUCUCAGAACAAUGAUUGGCGAUAGGCCUGCCUGGUGUAAUACAUUUGUCAAGUUUCAAGGUCUAUUUGUCAAACGCACCCAACAACACAGCCAGGAAGAGUUGCACUGAACAACUCAGACAGGAAUUGUUUCCAGGAUUAGGCAACUAUUUUUUAAUAGGUGUAACAUGGAGCUACCUUCAAGAUAAAACAUUAUAAGGAAUUUAUCACAACAUUUCAGGAGAAAAUGUGUUGGGAAGCACUUUGCCAAAGGAUGAUGAUUUGCAUUUGAAGCAGCCACCUCAACUCCGUCCAUAUGGUAGGCCAUGUGAUCCUGCUUUUGCUCUGCAUCUCAGAAAAUAAUUGGCUGCUGGCCACACUGAAUUUAAGGUGAGAGUGCAGGUGUAUAAUCAAAGUUUAUUUCUUUCAUUUGCAUUUUGAAAAUCCAUCACUGGUGGCCCUAAUAAUCGCAGGUUACAUUCACACGGGUAAAAUGUAUUUGUGUGCAGUUCACAAUUGCAAACGUGCAUUCGCGUGCCUGGGGCUUUUGCAACCUUUCGACAACGUUUGUGGUUGUGGAGAAAAACAUCAGACUACUGCAGAUUUAGUGUACGCAAAUUUUAUAUAUAAAAUUACCUGGUUAAUUGUAGGAAUAUUUAUAUGAUGGUUUAUGCGCUAUAAAAGCCUUACUGCUGAAUUAGGAAGGGUGACAGCUUUUAACUCAUAAGAAUGCACAGUAAAAAAAGACAGGUAUCUGAAAGUGCUUCCUGUGCCUAACACAGACCUAUACACGUGUAAAUAAAUAGUUCACAGGAUAAUGGUUUUGAUCUGUUGUGAAAUGCGUAUUAUUUUUUAUCUUGAAUGUGCUCAUAUUGUUUGCUAUGGCUCAAUAGUAUAUUUACCGGACAUUAAUGUCAGUGUAAAGCAACUAAACCCAAACUGACCACCCAAUGUUACUUGAGUAUUAUGGGCUGACACACUUCACUAUCAUACAGUAUAUUUAUAAGUAUCCAUAUUGGGAUAUGCAGUUCUGAAAGACAUCUUUCAAUAACCAGAUGAUGUUGUCUUCCAUAGCAAGCACAGAAAGUUUACAUUUGUGAAUUUGUUUGCUGUAGUUUCAUUAAAUUAUAUGUUUCUUUCUGCUUUGCUAAGAGAAAAGUAAAUUACUUGAAGUAAAAUGUCAACAUCAACACAAUUUAAUAUAUAUGUUCUUAACUGACUUGUCUAGUAAAAUAAUGGAAAAAUAAGAUUCCAGUAAAUAAAAUAAAAAAAUAAAUGUGUGCUCAAUCAGACCGUUCACUCCUUAACCCUCAGGAUC
This is a messenger RNA of Esox lucius (northern pike), 3248 nucleotides long. Its product is annotated as germ cell-specific gene 1-like protein. The record is from RefSeq and is a predicted model, not a curated record. Gene Ontology annotation, cellular component: plasma membrane. Lineage: Eukaryota; Metazoa; Chordata; Actinopteri; Esociformes; Esocidae. The transcript is spliced from 5 exons. The coding region runs from base 316 to 1227 and encodes 303 amino acids.